UGGGAGCGUGCUCCAUAGGAAGUGAAUUUUUGCGGAGCCAAAUCGAAAUAGACAAUAAUUUCUUUACAUUACUAACUUUAAACAGUUUAUAUUCCAAUUCGGAUCUGCCAACUGUUUAAAAAUGAUUCGGACGCUCGUGGACGCGUUCUGGAGCGAGGACGUGUGGUUGCCGCCGAACACAACCUGGGCAGACAUCGCGCCCGGUCCGGAUAAGGCCGUAAUUUAUACAGAUCAUACGCAUGUGUUUUACCCGAUACCGUUAGCCUUAGUUUUUAUAACCCUACGCUACUUAUUAGAGAGAUAUAUCUAUGCACCAUUUGGUCUGUACCUGGGAAUAAGUAAUAUAAGGCCCAAAAAGGCUCCAACAAAUCCAAAAUUAGAGGCUGAAUAUCGAGCUAAUCCAAGAGCAAAAGAGCUAUGUUACGUUGCCAAAAAGUUGGAUAUGACAGAGCGUGAGGUGGAACGGUGGUACCGUCUCCGCCGCAGCCAGGAUAAGCCCUCUACCCUGGUGAAAUUCUGCGAGAACAUCUGGAAGGUCACCUUCUACGUGUGCAACUUCAUCUUCGGCAUCUACGUGCUGUGGGAUAAGGCUUGGCUGUGGGACAUUGAUCAGUGCUACAUCGGGUAUCCACAUCAGGGUCUCACCAACGAUAUCUGGUGGUAUUACAUGGUGUCGGCGGCGUUCUACUGGGCGCUGACCAUCUCGCAGUUCUGGGACGUGCGGCGCAAGGACUUCUGGCAGAUGUUCGUGCACCACAUCGCCACCAUCGCGCUCAUAUCCUUCAGCUGGGUCUGCAACCUCCACCGCAUUGGCACCCUCGUGCUGCUGCUGCACGAUUGUGCCGAUAUAUUCGUUGAGGCGGUGAAGGCGGCCAAAUACGCGAACUACCAGCGACUGUGCGACACGCUGUUCCUGGGUCUGAUCGUCACAUGGAUCACCACGCGCGUCGGCAUCUUCCCCUUCUACAUCAUAUGGAGCACGUCAAUCCGAGCUCCCAUGUUGCUGCCGAUGUUUCCGGCGUACUACAUCUUCAACUCGCUGCUGUGUCUGCUGCUGGUGCUGCACGUCGUGUGGACGGUGCUCAUCCUGCAGAUCGCGUAUAUCACCAUCAAGGCUGGACAGAUGGAGGGUGACAUCCGAAGCAGCAGCUCUGAGCUAAGCGACAGCCCUGGAAAUUCCAACGACGCCUCGCCAACGCGAAGGAAUAACAAAAAAACCAUAUAAGGCGGCAGUUCUACCGUCGGUGGUCAAUCACAUCGGAUCUCAGGCAACAGUCCCACAGUGUUCCCAGUGAAAUACUUAAUUUAAUGUAGUCACUAGACACGCGUGAAAGUGUGUAAACGGUUUGACGACACCCAUACCAGCCCCACAUACUACCACUCAUCACUAAUACCACUCAUCACUAAUAUUAUAAAUGCGGAAGUGUGUCUGUCUGCCUGUACCCUCUUCAAGCUCGAAUUGCAGCUUUGUAUGAUAUUUGAUACGGAAACAUGAGGUCCCAGGAAAAAACAUUAGAAUCAUGGAAAAUGCGUGUCACUAACGAAUUUCCGCGCUAAAAAGUUGCGGACAAGUUUUCCUUAAAGGCCAGUUGCUUGUUUUAAGUCUAAAUAAAUCGACUGCUAUGUUAAAUUAUUUAUAUCAAAAAUUAUAGCCCCUAGUGUGCCUUUCUCAUUAAGUUCUUUCUUCAUUGUGUCUUAGAUAAUCGUGCCUUAACUUUAAUCAUCUAUUUCUAUUGCACCUCCUUAUGUUUGUUAUUAGAGAAUAUUUUCUGUCUGUUAACUAAAUGAAAGAACAUUUUUUUCUAGUGAUGUAUGUGGGGACUUUUUUUUAAAUUACCACCUUUUUAGGCAUGAAUGUGUGGUGAAUUUUAAACCUAUAAUAAAACUUUUGCGACUUCUAAAAUAUACACUUGGCCACGGCCUUAGAGCGUCGAAACACGAUCAAUUUUUUACGAGUAAAGAAACACAACAGGACAGCUCUAUGAAAAGUGUAUUUGCUCCUUAAGUUUUCUGAAAGACCAUAGACAAUGGUCAUGUUUUUAUUAGUUAUUUUUCUACGAAUAUAUGAAUUUAUAGCUUACUUCUUGAUGUAUACUUCCUAUAUAAAUCCAUUGAAAGCGGUGAUACUAUAUGUUUUACUGUUGUAAUCCUAGAGUUUCUCCUUAAUAUAGAGAUUAUAUCUCUAUAUAAAUAUAGAGAUUCGUACAUUGAUUCAUUAUUAUCCGAAAGCGUGUAUAUUUUGUGCAAGUUGUUUUCAGUAGACGAUAAAAGAGAUGAUACGCCGUAUUUUCUUCUUAAUUUAGUUCUACGUAGGAAUUGCUAUGCGCUCUGUGACCAGACUAUAUAUUUCUUAUCGAACUUACAAUGUUGAUGUGGCAUUGCCUGAGUGACGUCACAAUUCUGUAGUCACAAUAAUUACGUGUGGGUAUAUAUUAUUUUUAUGGUUGAAUGAGAUAGCUGGGUGGAAACGACAAAUAUUCUAUUGCUCCAUGAGUGAACAUCUAUUUUAGGGAAUAAUGUGAUUAUUGUGUGUAUUGCCGUAAUGUUUGACGCCAACUAGCGGUGCGAUCUCCCAUUUAGAUGUAUUUUAAUCGCUGGAAUAUUUUCGCCUCAAUGUUAUAGUGUUACGUACCUUCUCCACUCUGGGACCAUAAAGGAUUAUUUAUACUUACGCUAUACUUAAUUUUUGUAUAUUUCAACUUUCGUCGGGGCUAUAAUGUCGAAUUUGUAAUAUGGUCAUGGACAUCGCUUAUUUCUAGGUUAGCAGGAAAAAUAUCUUGCAAUCAGUAGUUGAAACGGCUACCUAGAAAUAAAUUCUUAUAAGUACAUUUUUAUUUCAUUCUUCUUAGAGAACUGUGAAUCGGUAUUACUUUUUGUAACAUUUU
Molecule: messenger RNA, 2885 nt
Organism: Aricia agestis (brown argus)
Lineage: Eukaryota; Metazoa; Arthropoda; Insecta; Lepidoptera; Lycaenidae
Product: ceramide synthase 5-like
Exons: 8
Coding region: 122-1225 (367 amino acids)
Biological process (GO): ceramide biosynthetic process
Cellular component (GO): membrane
Molecular function (GO): DNA binding; sphingosine N-acyltransferase activity
Source: RefSeq, a predicted model, not a curated record